AUGCAGAACGUCAAGAGCGCUCAGAGCUCUCUGAUAGCAGCUGUCGUUGCGGGCAAACUGGCAACGCUAUCCGUCAUGAGAGCUGCGGCGCAUGUGGUUGCCCGCGCUGCGCGUAUUGCCCGGUCGCGAAAAUCAGAAUUUGAGGUCAACAACGUAUCUUUACUUGUCGUCGCUAGUCCGAUCUCCUGCUUGAGACCUGACUUCUUCCAUGCCACACACCAGUGUAAUUCACGGCCGGGAGAGCUUUGGUGGCUUAUAUACACCGAUAAAGUCGUAUUCCAUCAAGGCAUUAGGAAUCAUUUACUCGCCUCACCAUUAUCAUGCGCUGGCGUCUUGGAUACGAUGGUGCAAGAGGACGAGCAAAGGUGGAAUGAAGCAGGGUGGGCUGAAGCAUGCUAUGCUGAGUGGGAUGAGCAGGGAUUUAAUGAGAGACGAGCGGCGACUCCAGCAACGACUGUCCCCUCGAAAGCACACUCUUGA
Molecule: messenger RNA, 480 nt
Organism: Colletotrichum lupini
Lineage: Eukaryota; Fungi; Ascomycota; Sordariomycetes; Glomerellales; Glomerellaceae
Exons: 2
Coding region: 1-480 (159 amino acids)
Source: RefSeq, a predicted model, not a curated record